Helicoverpa zea (corn earworm) is the source of this 2336-nucleotide messenger RNA. It is a transcript of the gene CAH1, whose product is annotated as carbonic anhydrase 1. NCBI's taxonomy places the organism in Eukaryota, Metazoa, Arthropoda, Insecta, Lepidoptera, Noctuidae. Bases 268 to 1068 code for a protein of 266 amino acids. The transcript is spliced from 5 exons. Gene Ontology annotation, molecular function: carbonate dehydratase activity; zinc ion binding. Gene Ontology annotation, cellular component: cytoplasm. The record is from RefSeq and is a predicted model, not a curated record.
GCGGAGCGCGCGCGUGCCAGUGCCUCCCGUCCCGAGCCGCGAGCAGCCGCCAGCCCGCGCCCGCGUCCGCGACCGCUCCGCGUCACACCCGGCGACGGCCUUUCUAUAAAGACAAGCCGCCGCGAACACUCGCACGCAGUCACGACCCGACCACGUUCACUCGUGCACCCCGCUGACACGCGACAUACAUUACCCCGCGAAACACUUGACUCGCGACUCGCCUCAAGGAAGGAAGCAAUCAUCACCAGUGAUAAUAUCAACGUAACAAUGGCAGAAAAGGACUGGGGAUACAGCGGUGAGAACGGUCCGUCGACUUGGACAGAGAAGUUCCCAGAAGCACGGGGCGCCCGCCAGAGCCCCGUGGACAUAGACACAUCGAGGAUCAGCAGCGGAGGCAGCGCGCCGCCUCUCAAGUGGCGCUACUCCGUCAACCACCCUCGCUCCGUCGUCAACCCCGGCUACUGCUGGAGAGUCGACGAAAAUGGAUAUGACUCAGAGCUUCGUGGUGGUCCCCUCGGCCAUGACGUGUACAAGCUGCAGCAGUGGCACUGCCACUGGGGCGCAGUGAACGGCGAGGGUUCGGAGCACACAGUGGACGGCCGCUCGUUCUCUGGGGAACUUCACCUGGUCCACUGGAACACUACCAAAUACAACAGCUUCCAAGAGGCCGCUGGACAGCCUGAUGGACUCGCUGUUUUAGGCGUGCUUUUAAUGGUUGGUUCAAGACAUGACGAAUUGGACAAAGUUAUACGUUUGCUUCCGUUUAUCACUCAUAAGAACGAUAAAGUGACGCUGUCAGACCCUCUUAACCCGGUGAAGCUGCUGCCUCACCAGCACGCGUACUGGACGUACCCUGGCUCUCUCACCACCCCGCCCUGCACGGAGUCCGUCACAUGGAUCUUAUUCAAGCAGCCAGUUCAAGUUUCCGCUGAACAACUGGCUUCGAUGCGGAAACUGAAGUGCGGUGAAGCGUCAGCCGGCACGGAGGCCAUGGAAGUCCUCCACAACUACAGGCCGACUCUGCCGCUCGGCAACCGUGAGCUGCGCGACUACGGCGCCGGCAACUAACAGCGGCGCCCCGACACUGGUGCAGCACGGCUGCGGUGACGCUGCCACAUGCGCUAUCACGAUACAAUCACAAACAGAGCUGCCAAUUGCGCAGUUCCUCCUGAAACUAGUGCCCCAUUCGCAUUCCGGCGAGUUAAUCUAACGGAUGACACGUGGGCCACGCAACUCUUAUGAAUGGUGCCUACGCAAUGCAAUAUGUUCCGUAUAAAACGAAUCUCGUCAUAGCUAUGUAUGUAGUAUCUAGUUGUAGUUGUAAGUGAGAAAUAAUCUCCGAUCCCAAUUACGCACCUGGUAUCUUGUUAAAUAUACCUACCUAUGUACCUACUAAGAGAGGUUGUGUGAUGCAAAGAGAGAUUCGUUGCGUAGUUCAUCGUAUUCGGAUAAAAAAAACAUUCAAUCACAAUCGUAUUUAUCAUGUUAAUCGAGGUAAUUUUAUUACAUAAUGGGACUUCUCAUGUGUGCUCGUAACUUUAUGUGACUGUAGCUUAUGUAGACAUUAUAAUGUAAUAAUCCUAAUCAAGUGCCUCCAAUCCUUCGAAUAAAAUGUUAUCUAUAUUGAAAUUUAUAUUAAAUAAGAUAUAUAUAACAUUUAAAAUGCAGAUUUAAGAUGACACAAUAAUAGAAAUGUCUUCAGAUGGCUAUAUUUUAUAAAAAUUGACAGCCUUAAUGGCUUAAUUUUCAUUAGAUAUAUUUUAAGAAUUUACAUAAUACCAAUAAGUUAUACAUUUUAAUUAACAACAUGAAAAAAUCUCGGGGAGGUAAACCUAAUGGACCAAAAUCUGCGAAUUUAACAGAUCAUGAAAUAAAUGUAAUCAAAAAAAACUCACAAAAAAUGGCAGAAAGUUAAAAUACAGUUUAUAGGUUUAUGUCUCGAAUAUGAUAAAGCGAUGGGAACGAAAUGAGUUUUCAUAGUAAUUUUCCCAAGAACAUUGUCUGUUAACUGAUAGGUAUUUGGUCCAAACAAAAAUUACAAUUUAUGUUAGGUCACUGAUCUCUAUGUUUUGACCCUGGCAUCGACAAGACCAGUCUGUCACUGGGACAAGUCGACUGCAGUCAAAACGGUGUCUUGACUGAACAACUUACAUAAUACGUAAUAAGUUAAGUAUUGUAUGUAGAUGUACCUUAAAACGAGAGUGCCUCAAAUGUAUAAACGUCAUAGUUAUGUUAACUGGGACGUCGAUACGAUAAAUUUUAAUGUAUUUAUGUUAUAACGAUAAGUGUCGAUGAAGCUUAAAAGCAAUGUACACAAUAAACAUAAUCUUUAACUA